Messenger RNA from Porites lobata, 606 nucleotides. Lineage: Eukaryota; Metazoa; Cnidaria; Anthozoa; Scleractinia; Poritidae. The record is from the annotation of a GenBank genome assembly.
AUGCCCAACGAUCAAAAAGAGAGCGAAGGUUCGUCCGUGCGGGCUGAAGUUGGCCAAACUUCAGGUGAUAGUGGAGGCAACUCAGCAGCCGUUGAUCAAGUCUUUUCCAUGUUUAAGGAUUUUCUUGAGAAAAAAUUAGAAGAUAAAGGAAAGCAAAUCGAACAAAGGAGUAAGUUAGAUAAAGAAGUUGUACAGCUAAAGUUCAAAGGUAACCAGAAACAAUUUGAGCUUAAUGCCGAAUUAGAUGCCUUUUUUGAAAGCGUUGAAACUGAAAGUGAAAGCAUCGAGCCAAACUUGUCGCAGAUCAAGAAACUUUCCCAAGAAGGCAGGCAACGUAUUCGAAAGCGACAGAAGCUGAUAAAAAUCGCUGAUAAAAGUAGGGACGGCUGGCAGGUUGUAGCCGAGUACGAGUCGGACGAGCUUGCAUCCGGCUCCGAAGAUGAAAAGCGUCUUAAGAAGGCAAGAGAAGCGGCGAGCCGCAAGAGACGUCAAAAGGAACAACUCUCCAGCGAUCGUGGAAAGAAACCAAAAAUUGCUUUGGGCGCUGAUAAUCAGCUUUUUCGUGGUAAGAAAAAGGAGCCUCCUCUUUACUUUGUAUAUUCAUGC